AGAGAAGGAUUAUCGGCUGAAGAAACACUUAGGCUUGGGAGUUACAAUGCUUUGCUCAAGACCUCUCUGCCUGGAGAGUUUCAGUACUAUAAGCCAGAGGAAGAGAGCUUUGAGUCAUCACAUGACGCCUUUAGAUCUGCUUUACCACGUGGGUUUGCUUUUGAGAUACUUUCUGUGUACUCAGGGCCGCCUAAUAUAGCCUUCAAGUUUAGACACUGGGGAUACUUUGAAGGAGAUUUCAAAGGCCAUGCUCCUACUGGGGAAAUUGUUCAGUUCCUAGGCCUAGGAGUUCUAAAGGUUGAUGAACUGCUUAGAGCAGAGGAGAUUGAGAUUUAUUAUGAUCCAGGAGAGCUGUUCGGGGGACUGCUCAAGGGACCUCCUAUAUUAGAGACCAAAACCACAGACAGUGGAGACAACACUGCAGAGAAA
Brassica oleracea var. oleracea is the source of this 429-nucleotide messenger RNA. RefSeq names its product pathogen-related protein-like. The annotation marks the transcript as partial. The record is from RefSeq and is a predicted model, not a curated record. The transcript has 2 exons. Lineage: Eukaryota; Viridiplantae; Streptophyta; Magnoliopsida; Brassicales; Brassicaceae.